CCGGGUCCCUUCGGUAAUAGAAUAGCCGAUGUAAUUUGACACUUCAACUUACUGAGCUCUCUCUGAGUCUAUUCAGUUACUCAGUCCCAUUCUCAGCGGCCGUAUGUGUGUAUGAGAGCGCGUAAAGGAACGGAAGAUUUCUGAAACGACACGAGAAUUAUUACCAAGGACUUUCUGCGCCCGAUCGCACCCCGAGCUCUCCGGUUUAAUGGCUGGCAGAUAGAGGCCAGACGGGGACAAUCAACAUGAACUCGAUUCCGUCGAUGGACAGACACAUUCAGCAGACCAAUGAUCGUCUGCAGUGUAUCAAGCAGCACUUACAAAAUCCAGCAAAUUUCCAAACGGCAGCAACCGAGCUGCUGGACUGGUGUGGAGACCCCCGAGCGUUCCAGCGCCCCUUUGAGCAAAGCCUGAUGGGAUGCCUAACGGUGGUCAGCCGCGUAGCAGCACAGCAAGGCUUCGACUUGGACCUAGGCUAUCGACUCCUGGCCGUGUGCGCCGCCAACAGGGACAAGUUCACUCCAAAAUCAGCAGCGCUGUUGUCCUCUUGGUGUGAGGAACUGGGACGCCUCCUCCUCCUCCGUCAUCAGAAGAACAGGCAAAACGAGCCUCCGGGAAAAGUCCCCAUGCAGCCCCCAAUGGGCUCCAUAAAACCAGGCCUCUCACAUGGAGAUGGCUCUUUUCCAUACGAUUCAGUUCCCUGGCAGCAAAACACCAAUCAGCCAGGUUCGGUGUCCGUGGUAACCACUGUCUGGGGCGUGACCAACACGUCACAGAGCCAGGUGUUAGGGAAUCCCAUGGCCAACAAUAACAAUCCCAUGAACCCUGGGGGUAAUCCUUUGACCUCGGGGAUGUCUGGUAGCAAUCCAGGCAUGAACUCUCCUCAGUUUCCUGGUCCACAGCAGCAGUUUCCAAACAAAGGCAACUCAAAUCAAGGCUACAUGCAGCAGGGUAUGUACGGACGACCCAACUACCCGGGAGGUGGAGGUUACGGUGGCAAUUACCCUGGAGGGCCAAAUGCUGGACCUGGUGGGAUCGGGAUCCCUCCUAACUCCCGUCCUCCGUCAGAUUUCACCCAGCCAGCUGCUGCUGCUGCAGCCGCUGCAGUCGCCGCAGCUGCAGCCACUGCAACUGCCACUGCCACAGCAACUGUAGCAGCCUUGCAGGAGACCCAGAACAAAGACAUGAACCAGUAUGGACCGAUGAGUUCAUCUUUCCAGAUGGGACCCAACCAGGCAUACAACAGCCAGUUCAUUAAUCAGCCAGGACCCAGAGGCCCUCCAUCUUUGCCUGGAAACAUGGGUGCAGGCAUGAAUGCAUCCAACAUGAGUGGGUCUCCAAUGGGAAUGAACCAACCCAGAGGUCAAGGCAUGGGGCCUUUUGGGGCCCAUGGCCAAAGGAUGCCCCAGCAUGGCUACGCUGGAGCCAGGCCUCAGGGCAUGGGUAUGCAGGGCAUGAAAAGGCCAUACCUAGGAGAGCCAAACUAUGGUGGGCAGCAGUAUGGACCAAACAGCCAGUUCCCCAAUCCGCAGGGGCAAUACCCCACACCUAAUGCCUCUAGACCACUGCCAUCCCCCAGCUACCCCAGCCAGAGGAUUCCAGGACAGCAGCUGCAAGGCCAAUAUCCCCCACAUGGCGGCCCCAUGGGCCAGUACUUUAAGCAAGAGCCGCCAUUCAAUGGCCAAACAAAUAACUUCUCUGGAAGUGGCUACCAGUAUAACCAGGGUAACAUGAAUGGACCUCCCAGACCAGUGGGCAACUACCCCCACUCCCCAGUGCCGGGCAACCCCACCCCUCCAAUGACUCCAGGUAGUAACAUCCCUCCAUACCUGUCGCCAAACCAGGAUGUGAAGCCACCCUUCCCUCCAGACAUCAAACCAAAUAUAACUGCUCUCCCUCCUCCUCCUGCCAACCACAAUGAGGAACUACGGUUGACGUUUCCUGUGCGGGAUGGUGUCGUCUUAGAGCCCUUCAGGCUGGAACAUAACCUGGCUGUGAGCAACCAUGUCUUCCACUUACGGCCCUCCGUGCACCAAACACUCAUGUGGAGGUCGGACCUGGAGCUACAGUUUAAAUGUUACCACCACGAAGACCGUCAGAUGAACACUAACUGGCCAGCAUCUGUCCAAGUCAGUGUCAACGCCACACCGCUCACUAUAGAGCGAGGUGACAACAAGACGUCGCACAAACCUUUGCACUUGAAACACGUGUGCCAGCCAGGAAGGAACACGAUCCAGAUCACUGUGACCGCCUGCUGCUGUUCGCACCUGUUCGUGCUGCAGCUGGUUCACAGGCCGUCAGUCCGCUCCGUCCUGCAGGGCCUCCUAAAGAAGAGGCUGCUGCCCGCAGAGCACUGCAUCACCAAAGUCAAGAGGAACUUCAGCAGCGUGGCCGCAUCAACAGGGAACGCCACCCUCAACGGGGAGGAUGGAGUCGAGCAAACAGCCAUCAAGGUUUCCCUCAAAUGUCCGAUCACUUUCCGACGAAUACAACUUCCAGCACGGGGGCAUGACUGCAAACAUGUACAGUGUUUUGAUUUGGAAUCCUAUCUACAACUGAACUGUGAGCGGGGGACGUGGCGGUGUCCUGUAUGCAAUAAAACAGCGUUGUUGGAAGGACUGGAAGUAGACCAGUACAUGUGGGGAAUCUUGAACGCCAUUCAGAACUCUGAGUUUGAGGAAGUCACAAUCGACCCAACAUGUAGUUGGCGGCCAGUGGCGAUCAAAUCUGAUAUCCACAUUAAAGAGGAUCCAGACGGGCCGCUGGCAAAGAGGUUUAAGACGAUGAGUCCCAGUCAAAUGAUCAUGCCCAACGUGAUGGAUAUGAUCGCUCAACUUGGCCCCGGACCCUCGCCGUACCUGUCAAUGCCUUCUGGCCAAGGUGGCAACAACAGCGAAUACGGCAGCCAAGGUAACAAUUACCAAGGACCUGGGAGCUUUGAGUUCCCCCACAGCGCCCCAGGCGGUACGUCAAUGAACGACUUCAUGCACGGUCCUCAGCUGUCUCACCCACCCGACAUACCGAAUAGCCUGAUGACACAAGACAAACCUCUAUCCCACAACAUGCCUGAAUCAAUACCUCAUUCUGCUGGGCCUGACCAGACGCACGGCCCAUUGCAGCAGAGCUUACAUCCGUCUCCGCACCCCGGGAGCCAAUCAGGGCAGCAGCUACACCACAGCGGGCCUCCUCAGGCCUCACGGCAAGCACCGCCGCCUCAGCAGCAGCAAGCACAGCAGCAACAGCCCACCUCCAACAACCACCCCCAUUCUGACCUGGCCUUCAAUCCAUCCAGCAGUCUGGACAGCCAAGUGGGGUCAGACAUGCCUGAGCCUUCAUUAGAACUUCUUCCUGACCUCGCUAACCCAGACGAACUGUUGUCAUACCUGGAUCCCCCAGAUCUCCCCAGCAGCAGCAACGAUGACCUUCUGUCACUCUUUGAAAACAACUGAGAGGCUUUCGGGCGCCCACACACUUAAACUUUUACUGAUCGCCUGAGGCUUCCCUGAGAAACUGCCACAGUUACUCAGAACUCGAUCAACACAAAGAUGCACUCCCUUUCUCUUCUUCCUCUUGUACAAUUUUCAUUCGCCAGCACAGAUUGACUGCAAAGAAUCUCAAAAGAAACUUAAAGGACACGGCAGGAUUUGGCGACACGCCCUACCAACUUCCUGCGAUGAUAACCUUGACUGUGCAGCUACGUAUAGUUCAUUUUAUUUUUACACCACACGCGUGUACGUGUGCUCACCAAUAACAUGUUGUAGCAUUUCUAAAAUACUUUUUUUUGGUUUUCUUUUAAAGCUAAAAAAUGAACUCACUGUAUAAAGCGGGGAAAAAAACGAAAAGAAAAAAAAAAGCUCUCUGACCAGUGUGUGUUUUGUUUUGUAGUCUGAGAGGCCACAACUUCCUGGUGUCAGUGCUCCAUUCCCUGGCUGGUCUGGUUCGUCCCACUGUUUUGUCCAUCACUGAAAAGCACAA
This is a messenger RNA of Cyprinodon tularosa, 3975 nucleotides long. Its product is annotated as zinc finger MIZ domain-containing protein 1-like. The coding region runs from base 246 to 3449 and encodes 1067 amino acids. The record is from RefSeq and is a predicted model, not a curated record. The transcript has 22 exons. Gene Ontology annotation, molecular function: SUMO ligase activity; zinc ion binding. Gene Ontology annotation, biological process: regulation of transcription by RNA polymerase II; protein sumoylation. Lineage: Eukaryota; Metazoa; Chordata; Actinopteri; Cyprinodontiformes; Cyprinodontidae.